AUGUCCUUUCAGCGUUCUACUACACAUACCAGUAUUCUUGCCUUGACUGCUGUGAUGAUGAUAAUUCUAACACUGUCAUUAACAAGCCAGAACGGAGGAGGAGUUGAUGCCUUUGUUUCUUCUCCUCAUUCUGCUGCUGUUCGUUCCACGUUUACUACUCCUUCCUUCCAAUGCAAAUCCAAAUCCCCCGUUUCUUCUUCUUCUUGUUCUCCUUCCUCCUCCCAAUUGAACUUCUUUUCAGGAUACGAAAUGGGUGGAACGGAUGCUGUGAACAAUGAACGCAAGAAUAAGAGUGGAAAUACUGGUAGAACUACUAGUAAGAACAACAAGGACGAGGCUGCCAAUACUGCUGGAUCAUUGGAUGAAACAGAAGACCCUCUCUUCCUUGCCAGUCUCAUCACCAAGGGAAUCAUCAUUCUAAUCAUCAAGACGGCAAAGGACAUUGUCAAUUAUCCACCGAAUCUAUUGGAUCAAUACAAUCGUUAUCAGCAAAUGCGCAAUCAAGAGAUUGCCAACAACAAUAGCAACAUUCAACUUCAACAACAACAAGCAGAAGAAAAAGAAAAAGAAAAAGAAUUGGAGGACCCUGCCAUGGUCAUGUCAGCAAAAAUGGAACCAACUGAGUCUGACACUGACACUACAACAACUUCUACUCCUACUACUGCUACUACUACUACUCCUUCUCCAUAUAUGCCACUUCCCAUUGAACUCACCAAGACCAAUCCAUUCAUUCUAUUGGCCAAGUUUGUGGGUGUCUUGACCUACAAGACCAUGCACGAUGCCAUUUAUUAUCCAGCUCUAUGGAUCAAUGAUUUUCUUCAUCCACCGCACAACGAUGAUGAUGCGUAUUAUUACUAUUAA
Cylindrotheca closterium is the source of this 861-nucleotide messenger RNA. Lineage: Eukaryota; Bacillariophyta; Bacillariophyceae; Bacillariales; Bacillariaceae. The record is from the annotation of a GenBank genome assembly.